Molecule: messenger RNA, 936 nt
Organism: Sinocyclocheilus anshuiensis
Lineage: Eukaryota; Metazoa; Chordata; Actinopteri; Cypriniformes; Cyprinidae
Product: RNA-binding protein PNO1-like
Exons: 6
Coding region: 94-846 (250 amino acids)
Cellular component (GO): nucleus
Molecular function (GO): RNA binding
Source: RefSeq, a predicted model, not a curated record
CAAUAAGGUCCUUUCUGUCUGUAACAUGGCAGAAGCCACAUGUUCGUGGUAAACAUCGCUGCUGAACUGUAGUGUCUAAAAGCUGUUUUCACGAUGGAGUCGGUAUCAAACACGCCGGCGGAGGUGAGCGCUACUAUGGACUGUGAGGGAAACGCGGACGCGUUUGAGAAAGUCAGAUCAAAGAAGAGUCACAAACGGAAGCGGGACGCGGCUGAAGUGGACAUGCAGCCCGAGGAGACCGUAGCGGCCAAGAGACCGCAGUUCCCGGCUUUAUCAGGAGCCCAGCUCACGGGAGGCGCAGUUGAGAUGCGGAAGGUGCCUGUUCCCGCUCACCGUUACAGUCCUCUGAAAGAAAACUGGAUGAGGAUUUUCACCCCCAUCGUGGAACAUCUGCAGCUCCAAGUGCGAUUCAAUCUCAAAACCAGGAACGUGGAGAUUAAAACGUGCAGAGAAACGAGUGACAUCGGUGCUCUGACCAGAGCUGCUGACUUUGUGAAGGCCUUUGUUUUAGGCUUUCAGGUGGAGGAUGCUCUGGCUCUGAUCAGAUUAGAUGAACUGUUUCUGGAAACGUUUGAUGUCACAGACGUUAAACCUCUGAAGGGAGAUCACAGCUGCUUCUUUCUUUCUAUACAGGAAGGUUCAUAUUUUGGGAUCUUUCCAGAAUAUCAAAAUGGCACGAACGGCAAUCUGCAACCUCAUUCUCGGAAGUCCUCCAUCAAAGGUGUAUGGCAACAUUCGGGCGGUGGCGAGCCGCGCAGCCGAGAGGUUUUAACACACAGCUCAUGGACUGAUGCAGAAAUAAUGAUUUACAUUAUUAGUGCCAUAUUGGCUUGUAUAUGUGUAUGAAUGAUAUGGUGACUGAUGUGAGCACCGGUGGACGGCCGAUUCCUCAAGCAGUGGCGCUUCAGAUAAUAAACACUUCGUUAAUGGAAAUCA